This is a messenger RNA of Monomorium pharaonis (pharaoh ant), 834 nucleotides long. RefSeq lists its product as uncharacterized. The coding region runs from base 254 to 514 and encodes 86 amino acids. The transcript has a single exon. The record is from RefSeq and is a predicted model, not a curated record. Lineage: Eukaryota; Metazoa; Arthropoda; Insecta; Hymenoptera; Formicidae.
GUAAAUCCUACUUUUUUAAAUUUAAAUAAAUAAAUAGCUAAAACUGUUGCAAAAUUCUCAACAUUAUAAAGAAAUAUAUAUAUAAAUUACAAUAGAAAAUUUAUAAUACAUUUGAAGAAACAAAACAUUUAAGAAAAAAAAAUUUAUAUAGGAAUUAUAAACUAUUUCGACAGAAUAAGUAAUGAAUAAGAAAUUAUUAUUGAAUUGGAAUUUUCCUCUUUUUCUAGAUUAGUAAAGAAAACUGUAGUACACAAUGAAAGCAUUUCUUAAUAUUUUCUUGAUAAUCCUAGUAAUAGCAACUAUUGUAAUAUCAUUUGGAACAUGUAAACCUAGUGCUACGACUAAACAUACUAUUGAAUAUACAACUGAAGAAGCUAGAUCAGCAAGUAUUGGAAGUACCGUCCUCAAGUCUCAUCACCGUAAUAUCAUAAGGGUACGUUCGAGAAAUGUGAAACUUGGUUGUCCUUUAGGAGAGAAACAGGAUCUUCGUGGAGUAUGUCGUAAAGUGUUGUAAUGAUGAAAAUUACAUCUAGGUAAUUAUAACUAAAUUAUAACUAAUAUUUUGAAAUUUAUUUUUAAUUAUAAUAAAAAUAUCAUCAAGUUACAAACAUGAUUUAUUCACACGUUAAUUAAAAAUCAAUUAAUCAAAUUUCAAAACUAUACAUAUAAUAAAAUUAUAAACAAACAAGGAAAUUUCUGUUAUGCUCGAUUGUUACAAAAACUUAUUUUAUAAAAAUUAAAUAUAAAGAUAUUAUUAAAGAUAUUGUUAAAUAUAAGAUAUUAAAAUAAAAUUGAAAUAAAUUAUUAAAACUUCUCCAGCACAUAUACGUAAUU